This is a messenger RNA of Triticum urartu, 663 nucleotides long. Its product is annotated as histone H3.2. Gene Ontology annotation, cellular component: nucleosome. Lineage: Eukaryota; Viridiplantae; Streptophyta; Magnoliopsida; Poales; Poaceae. Gene Ontology annotation, molecular function: structural constituent of chromatin; protein heterodimerization activity; DNA binding. The record is from RefSeq and is a predicted model, not a curated record.
UCUUCCCCAAUUCCACCACCGCCAAGUGAAAUCCCAAUCUCCAAAGCCAGAUCCGCAGCCCCUCCAUCCCAAUGGCCCGCACGAAGCAGACGGCGCGCAAGUCCACCGGCGGCAAGGCGCCGCGGAAGCAGCUCGCCACCAAGGCGGCCCGCAAGUCGGCGCCGGCGACCGGCGGCGUGAAGAAGCCCCACCGCUUCAGGCCGGGAACCGUCGCCCUCCGGGAGAUCCGCAAGUACCAGAAGAGCACGGAGCUGCUCAUCCGCAAGCUCCCCUUCCAGCGCCUCGUCCGUGAGAUCGCGCAGGACUUCAAGACCGACCUCCGCUUCCAGUCCUCCGCCGUCUCCGCGCUCCAGGAGGCCGCCGAGGCCUACCUCGUCGGGCUCUUCGAGGACACCAACCUGUGCGCCAUCCACGCCAAGCGCGUCACCAUUAUGCCCAAGGACAUCCAGCUCGCCCGCCGCAUCCGAGGGGAGCGCGCCUAGGUUCGUCUUGGUCGCCGGUAAUACUGGCCAGUUGUUCUUGUCCUGUGAUCCGGGUGUGUGUCCGGUGCUUCUGUUUGUUUGUGUUGAUAUGAUGUGUCGUCUGGUCCUAUGUAUCUCGAUGCUCGAAUGAAAUCGCAAUGGCAACGGAAAGAUCAGUUAUUGAUCUGAUGCAAUUUUUUUA